Molecule: messenger RNA, 2483 nt
Organism: Aspergillus heteromorphus CBS 117.55
Lineage: Eukaryota; Fungi; Ascomycota; Eurotiomycetes; Eurotiales; Aspergillaceae
Exons: 2
Coding region: 15-2336 (773 amino acids)
Cellular component (GO): mitochondrion
Source: RefSeq, a predicted model, not a curated record
CUACGGACUCCAUCAUGUCGCCAUACCUCGGGCGCGUGAUCCCAAGGGGUCCUACAUUAAAUCGACUUUCCUCACGCCUUCCGCGCCAGUCCUUACAGCUCUCCAGGCCGUGCACGCGAGCAGCUGUCUUUUCGCAGCCGGAGGUCCUCCCCGUCCGAAGUCUAGAUGGCUUGAACCACAGAAUACUGCUACGCUCCUUCUCCACGAAUCGUCCGUUACGUGUCAGCGCUCCUGAACAAAUCUCAAUUCUUGCGGAUCCUGAGUCUCCCGAACCACCCGAAUAUUCUGCAGAUACCGAUUCUCCCGAACAGCCCGAUCUUGUGGCAGAUGCUCUCCCUCUCGAUGCGCUCCCCCUCCCUCUGUGUUGCCCCGGAUGUGGUGCAUUUGCGCAAACCGUCGAGCCCCUCGAGCCCGGCUUCUACGAUACAACCAAGAAGCAGACGCGGAAGCGGAUGGCUGAAACGCAGCAAUUGGCUGAACGUCUAAAUGAGGAGUCAGAAGAAGGUGUUGGUCUUGAUUUGAAAAAUGACGCGGAGACAGCCGCAACGGAGAUUCGGCAGCAUCUUGAGCUGAUAGAAGAGAAGGGGAAACCCCGUCGCGAGCCAGCUGCGGUAGGAAGAGCCAUAGCCACUGCUAGCAAUUACCUCAAAUCUGCGACAGCCCCGGUACAAAUAUGCGACAGAUGCCACGAUCUGUUGCAUCACAACAAGGCCAUGCCUGUCAUUGCGCCAAGUAUGAGCGCCAUCCGUGCAUACCUCGAUGAGUCGCCUUACACCCAUAACCGCAUCUACCAUGUCGUCGAUGCGGCAGAUUUCCCCAUGUCUCUUGUCAGAUAUAUCUACCAAGAGCUCGGUAUUUUCAAUCAGCGCACGAAGAACCGGCGCUCGGCGUCUUACAGGUAUAAGCAAGGAGUCAAAAUGCCGACCAUCAGCUUCAUCAUCACUCGCGCGGAUCUUCUUGCGCCUACGAAGGAGCAAGCGGACUCCAAAAUGAAGUUUUUCCAGUCGGUUCUUCGUGAUACUCUCAAGCACCAGGCCGCAGAUUACCGCUUGGGCAACGUAUAUCUAAUCAGUGCUCAUCGGGGCUGGUGGACCAAGAACGUCAAGAAGGAAAUCAGGGAGCACGGAGGUGGAAUCUGGGUGGUCGGUAAGACCAACGUGGGAAAGAGCAGCUUCAUCGAGAGCUGCUUUCCCAAGGACACCAGGAAUCUGGAGAAGAUUGCCGACAUGGUGCAGCGCCACAAAGAAUCCAAACUGACUCCCAACCCCAACAUCUCUGUUCUUCAUGGCACAGAAAACGUUCUUCUCCCACCUCCGCCUCCGGAAGGUCUCCAUCCUUUUCUUCCGAUUGUGUCCUCGUUACCAGGCACGACGGUCUCUCCGAUCCGCAUCCCCUUUGGACAUGGAAAGGGCGAGAUGUUUGACCUUCCAGGACUGAAGCGCCACGAUCUCAGCGACUAUGUUUUCGACGAGCACAAGCGCGAUUUGAUCAUGUCCUCCCGGGUAAACCCCGAACACAUGUCCAUCAAGCCCGGCCAGUCGCUAUUGCUCGGUGGGGGGCUGGUAAGAAUCACCCCGACACAUCCCGACACGGUGCUCAUGGCAGCCUGCUUCGUGUCGCCGGCGCUUCAGCCAUUCGUCACAAGAACCGACAAGGCCAUGGAAAUCCAGGCCGAGCGGCGUCAUUACCCGGGCACCAUCAUCGCCAAGGGCUUCGGAGACGGCAUCAGGCCCGCCGGAACCUUCGACUUGAAAUGGGAUGUCACCAAAUCGCAUCUCCCGAGAUCCAUCGCCAAAGCGCUCCAAGACAAGAUCAUCAAGAAGGCCCCGUCUCUGCCUUACAAAGUGAUGUCCACCGAUAUCCUGAUCGAGGGAUGCGGCUGGAUCGAGCUUACCGUGCAGCUUCGCUCCAAGCCGACACAGCCAACGCCCGAGACCAAACCCACCUCCACCACCACCACCACCAGAUCCACCACAUCUAAACCCGAAUUCGACGACAUGGAGCCCGUAAUCGACUUCAACCCCAAGCAAGACAUGGAUCCACUCGAGCCCGAAUCCGAAGACGGAACCACCUCCGAUCCCAGAUUCGGGCUAACCCCCAAACCCAACCCCGACUCUCCCCCGUCUUCCUUCCCUCAAGUCGAAAUCUUCACCCCGAGAGGCCUGCACGUCGGCUCUCGCGCCCCGAUCGAGUGUUACCCCAUCAUCGCGAAGCGCCAGGCCGCCGAACAGCGGAAGAAAGCCGGCCGAGGCCGCCCGGCCAUCAGCCAGCGCCAUCGAGCCCAGGGCGGCGGUGCCGGUCCCCGAUCCGGAUCCCGCUCUUCUGCCGCCGAAUGAAAUCUCCUUGUAUAGUAUAGAAUAUCAGUAUUAGUAUAUAUAUUGUCUGUCUAGAAUAGCGAUAGCGAUAGCGAUUGGUGUUUCCGGGUGUAUGACUGGGGAGGGAUAAAACAAACUGUAUACUUAUGUAUUAUUAUAAUUGCAACG